UGACCGUUAUCAUCUCCCCGGCAUCAUGUGCGAUGAAAAAGAAAUCCAAGCAGCGUUCAACGUUGCCCUGGAAUUAGUGAAAAAAUGCAACGAAAUUGUAUCGGAAGGAUUCCGUACCGCGGCCAAGCGCGUCGAGGUGAAAGGUAAACACUGGGACCUGGUGACGGAAUACGAUCAACGGGUGGAGGAUGUGCUAAUUGCUGGACUGCGGCAAAACUUUCCUCACCACAAGUUCUGUGCGGAAGAGGCAUCUUACGCUAGCGGAGACGCAUUGAUACUCGGCCCAGAACCUACGUGGAUAAUUGAUCCAAUUGAUGGGACGGUGAAUUUCGUACGAGGCGUUCCGUUCACAUGCAUUUCGGUGGCCUUGGCGGUUAAUGGUGAAAUUCAGCUCGCUAUCAUAGCGAACCCAACGGCCAACGAGCUCUACACAGCCAUCAGAGGGCAAGGGUCAUUUUUGAAUGGCUCCCGCAUCACCACGCGCGGUACUGUGGUGCUCAAAGAAGCGCUUGUUGGCCAUGAGUUUUCGAUUGCAAGCUACAAACCCAUUCGGGCAGCAUUAUUCGAGCGCGGUCAACGAUUCAUCACCGAAUGUGUAGGAUUGCGAGCAUUCGGUUCUGCCGCCCUCACGUUGGCAUACAUCGCAAGCGGACAGAUAGACGUUUACAGCAUACAGUUUCUGAAGCCCUGGGACAUUGCGGCUGGCGCUCUGCUGAUUCAGGAAGCAGGAGGCUCGGUCAUCAGCAUCACGGGCGGAAAGUAUGAUAUCAUGAAGCCGGACAUUAUAGCCGCGAGCAGUGAACCGUUGGCUCAGCGAGUGUUGCAAAUUAUACGCGAAGUUGAUGAUGAUUUGCGAAGCCAAGUGAAACCAACGUAA
Anopheles maculipalpis is the source of this 877-nucleotide messenger RNA. RefSeq lists its product as uncharacterized. Gene Ontology annotation, biological process: phosphatidylinositol phosphate biosynthetic process; inositol metabolic process; signal transduction. NCBI's taxonomy places the organism in Eukaryota, Metazoa, Arthropoda, Insecta, Diptera, Culicidae. Gene Ontology annotation, molecular function: inositol monophosphate 1-phosphatase activity. The transcript has 2 exons. The record is from RefSeq and is a predicted model, not a curated record. Bases 26 to 877 code for a protein of 283 amino acids.